CUUCCGUCACUCACCAUCCUGUCCAUGAGUGAUGUUCGGCUUCCAAGCCUUCCAGUGCUCCUUGAGACAUGUAACGUGCUUCAACCCAGUUCCCUUACUCGCUUGAAUAUUAGAAAUGUUUCAAUCCCUGAGUCCCUGUGCAAUCCAAGCAUAGAUGAUGAAGUGAUGUUGGCAAAUGCAAUGUCUAAGCAUCUGAGUUCAGUAACUUCCUUGAGCUUUAGGAAGAUUCAGAAACUUGCAUUAUUGCCAAAAUGGCUUACCCAGGGGCUUAAAGGACUCAAAGAAUUGCAGAUUUAUGGUUGUAACGAACUCGCAACACUGUGGCAGAAUGAGGCGGGACUGCAACACAGUCUCCUUGCCUUGCAAAGAUUGACAAUUGGUUGGUGUCCGCAACUUGUUUCAUUGUUUGAAGAAGACGAGGAUAUAGAAAACGAAGGGCAACAUCAACAAGAGGGAGUGCCUUCCAUGGUGAGACUUGAGUAUCUAUCUAUAAGUGAUUGUGAAAAGCUGGAGAAACUGCCACGGGGGCUACAUACCUUCACUUCUCUUCGAGAGAUGCAUAUCAGUAUGUGUCCAAGUCUGGUAUCUUUUUCAGAAACAGGCUUUCCGCCUACCCUAAAAGAACUUCGGAUUUGGAAAUGUAAGGCUCUGCGGUCCUUACCUGGGUGGACAGCGCACGAUUCUAAUCUGGAGUCCUUAACGGGUUGUGAUGAUCUGGAGUCCCUUCGGGAAGAAUGGGUCCACCACCCCCCAACAAAACUGUCAUUAUUGAUCAGCAAUUGCAAAAAACUAGAAUCUGUCCCUAGUUUAUGCAACAACAGCCUCCUCGUUUCCCUUGAAUAUCUGUUGAUAGAAAGUUGGCCUGCAGGAGGAGGAAUCGUCUCCUCCUACAUUCUAGAGAAAGGGAAUUUCCUCACCAACCUCACUUAUCUUGAUAUCAGGGAUAUGAAGAUUGGUAAGCCCCUAUCAGAGUGGGGUUUUCACAGAUUCUCCUCUCUUAAAACUCUCUGGCUUGGAGGCCCAAGUAACGUAUCAUCAUCAUCAUCAUCAUCAUCAGAAGAAGAAUAUUAUUCGGCGUCCAGCUUUCCAGUAGAUGGGAUGUUGCUGCCCACCUCUCUGAUGUGUCUGGUCAUUUGUCAUUUCCCAAAUCUGGAGAAGAUAUCUUCUUCCAUGGAGACCAUUCAAAACCUCACCGAUCUUGUAUUCAGAAAUUGCCCUAGGCUCGCAUCUUUUCCCGAGCAAGGAGGGCUGCCUCCCUCGCUUUUGGCACUUGAAUUCAGAGAUUGCCCUAGGCUCGCAUCUUUUCCCAAGCAAGAAGGGCUGCCUCCCUCGCUUUUGGAACUUUAUAUCUCCGGAUGUCCAAUAAUGAAACGGAGGUGUGAAAAGGGAAAAGGCCAAUACUGGCCACUCAUAGCUCCGAUUCCUAAAGUCACCAUAGAAGGCAGAUACAUCUUUGAAGGGUAAAGACCAAUAUGAGCAAUCAAAACUAGCAGGUUCAAUACAUUCAUUUAUCUACUUUGCCCCAGCUACUGCUAUUCUUGGGAAACCAAAAGAGCUACCAAAGGAUGGUAUCAACUCUUUUAAUCAUUUUCAGCUGCGUCCGGUGAAGUAAAUGUUGCAUCUGAUUUAAAGAAAUGUUGCAUCUUGUUGAAGACCUAAAGAAUGCAGUGGCUUGAUGAUUCUGUAUUGUUGUUGUUGUUUCCUUGCUUCUAGUCAUGUUGCUUUUUCUUUUUCUUUUUUUGCUUUUUUGGUAAACUGGGUUGCUUCUUUUAUCAUACUGUAUUUUCUGUUGUUGCUUUUGUACGUGUCAUAUAUAAAAGCUCAAUGGUAAAUUGACUGGUUUAUGUUGAUGCUACUGUUGUUGCUUCUUUGGCUUUCUAGACUUUCUGUGCAGCUAUUGCUAUCUUCUCAUGGUCUUUAUGUUGUAUCUAUUGUACAUAUGUUUAUGUCAGAUGUAAACAAGGCCUAGAUUGGCUAAAUGGUAUUGUCCUCAUCUUUUGCUUGCUUUAGACAAUUCCCAUCCUUGUUUGUAUUGCCCAUGUAUGCUCCUUGUACUAUGUAUUUACUUUUGAUCUUUGGUUUAUAUUGACUUCCCAAAAAAAAUGAAGUUUUGUUCAUCAAAUAAUCUGAGUGUUGAAAUUUGAUU
This is a messenger RNA of Camellia sinensis, 2146 nucleotides long. The record is from RefSeq and is a predicted model, not a curated record. Lineage: Eukaryota; Viridiplantae; Streptophyta; Magnoliopsida; Ericales; Theaceae.